AUGACCAAGAAGCGUGACAAGAAGCGCGCCCACACCGGAAGCGCCCGCGGUGAAACACCCCCUGUUGGGCCUCAAGCCGCCUCAGCGCCACCGCCAGUUGGUCGUGAACAGUUGAUUCUUAGCAAUGCACCUUUUCAUCCAGCAACUGAUUCCCCUCGCACCAAACAGUCCAAAGACUCGGUCGACAAGCUCAAGCAUCUUUACACAUGGAAUGAACUGCAAAUUUACCACCGCAGGCUUUGCAACCUGGAUAAAAUCCGAUCCGCCUAUAACGCCACUCAAUUCGUAGGUCAUCUCGACCGGCUCUUCGUUGAUGAUUCAUCGACUGAUUCCUCUAACACCAGCCUUGAGCCAACAGAGGUCGAGAUGCACGCUGCGCGCUACAUGACCUACGUUGCCUGGAAAGCAAAGAACCAAAGGGAUCCACAGGACACCACGGUCCUUGCUGGUUCAGCGCUUGCCAUUGCUGUACCUGUGAUCGAGAGCGCCUCGAUGGCACCGCCAAGCGAGAAGCCACUGACCGAACAGGCUCUGUUGAGCGUGCUUUUCGACCUUGGCACAAGCACCGGAUUCAAACAAGCGCCAGACGUCUUACUACCGCAAGUGAAGCAUAUUACGGGUCAAGAGUGUCCUCGGCUGCGCAUUUGGGGUGCGCUCGAUUCGCACACUUACCCUGUCUGGACCUUUUCGAGCUCCGCCCAACCUUGGUGGACAUUCUGUCGUCUAGCUCCGAUUCCGCACCCAACCCUGUCAACGCCAUGA
This is a messenger RNA of Mycosarcoma maydis (corn smut), 762 nucleotides long. RefSeq lists its product as uncharacterized. The transcript has a single exon. The coding region runs from base 1 to 762 and encodes 253 amino acids. Lineage: Eukaryota; Fungi; Basidiomycota; Ustilaginomycetes; Ustilaginales. The record is from RefSeq and is a predicted model, not a curated record.